Molecule: messenger RNA, 1434 nt
Organism: Torulaspora delbrueckii
Lineage: Eukaryota; Fungi; Ascomycota; Saccharomycetes; Saccharomycetales; Saccharomycetaceae
Gene: CUS1
Product: U2 snRNP complex subunit CUS1
Exons: 1
Coding region: 1-1434 (477 amino acids)
Biological process (GO): mRNA splicing, via spliceosome
Cellular component (GO): precatalytic spliceosome; catalytic step 2 spliceosome; U2-type spliceosomal complex
Source: RefSeq, a predicted model, not a curated record
AUGGCAAGAAGAUCUGGUAGGCGCUCUCAAAAGAGCGGCAAGAACCUUGUUGAAGAUAGGACUAGCAUUGCAAGGUUGAUCGACUCACGGGCUGCUGUUCAUCAUGAGAAGCAAAACAAGACAUCGAAGGAUGGCACUCCACAGACAACCAAGUUACAGGAACAGUUUGGUGCUGUGUUGGAUAGAUUCAAAAUUCCCAUUGAAAAAUCGUCGUCAGAUAGUGGCAUUGAGCAAACAAAUAGGCUAGUUCAUCAGGUUAAAGGAUCAGAAGACCAGGUGCGAGAAGACAACAAUACCCAAAAUGAAGAGGAUAAGAAACCGGAUAUGAAGGAGAUGUCUAAAAGAAAGUUGCGAAAAUUGACAAAACCCUCACUCUCCCAGUUAAAAAGCUCGAGCAUCUACCCGCAAGUAAUCGAAUGGUAUGAUUGUGAUGCACCUUAUCCUUAUUUGCUUGCCACUAUAAAAUCAUCCAAGAACGUUGUACCGAUACCGGGACAUUGGCAGAUGAAGAGAGAGUAUCUUUCAGGCAGAUCUCUUAUGGAGAAAAGACCUUUUGAGUUACCUGACGUAAUAAAGCAAACUGAUAUAGAAAUCAUGAGAAAGACCCUCCCAGAUAAGGAAGCUGCUCAAAAUGACAAGAGUUUGAAGGAGAUCUCGAGAGCUCGCGUGCAACCUAAAAUGGGUUCACUUGAUAUUGACUAUAAAAAAUUGCAUGACGUAUUCUUCAAGCUUGGGGUGAACUGGAAGCCAGAAGUGCUACUGUCUUUCGGAGAUGUAUAUUACGAGAAUCGAAACCUGUACGAUGAAGCUCAAUGGAAAAAAUUGGAGAAGGAGAAAACGGUAGGGAGACUGAGUUCUGGACUAAGAGAAAUAAUGGGUAUUUCAGAAGGUCAGCUACCACCUUGGUGCAUGAAGAUGAAGAAUCUAAAUAUGCCGCCAAGCUAUCCAAAUCUCAAAGUCGCUGGUUUAAAUUGGGGUAUAGAAAAUAUGAAGGGAGAGAUUUACGGUGUGCUCGAUUCGCCAUCAACUAACAAAAAGACAACGUCACUGUUUGGGACAAUCAUAUCCAUUAAAGACGAAAACUUAGAUUCUCCACAAGAAGACAACUCUAAUCAUAUACCAGAAGAAAAAGGCAAAGUACUUCGACCAAUUCAAAAUGAUUACAAAGAAAAACUUACAGAGGUCCAGUCAACCACGGUCGACAGACCUAAAGUCGAAGAAAGAAGACUACAGGCCGAUGAUAACACGAAAAAGAGUCUGUAUACAGUUCUGAAAGAGGGUACAGUAGAUGAUGCAGCUGGAGGGAACGGAUCAAAGGCAGUUUAUGUGAUGCCUGGGACGGAUGGUCAAGGCAGCGAGGAACGCGAAGCUGCUAGCUCUAAACCAGAAGAUGAGAAAGAAGAUCAAGAGGAUAUUGAGAAUUUCAAAUUUUAA